Molecule: messenger RNA, 4704 nt
Organism: Micropterus salmoides (largemouth bass)
Lineage: Eukaryota; Metazoa; Chordata; Actinopteri; Centrarchiformes; Centrarchidae
Product: chromobox protein homolog 2-like
Exons: 5
Coding region: 65-1756 (563 amino acids)
Biological process (GO): negative regulation of transcription by RNA polymerase II
Cellular component (GO): heterochromatin; PRC1 complex
Source: RefSeq, a predicted model, not a curated record
AGGACCUACGGUGGCCGUGCGAGGUAAAAAGCGCGCAGGCAGCCCGUUCGGAGGGGCUGUAGUAAUGGAGGGGGUCACAGUCGGCCAGGUAUUUGACGCGGAAUGCAUCCUCAGCAAACGGCCGAGAAAGGGCAAGUUUGAGUAUCUGGUGAAGUGGAGAGGGUGGUCGUCCAAGCACAACAGUUGGGAGCCAGAAGAAAAUAUUCUGGACCCGAGGCUCCUGGCGGCGUUUCACAAGAGAGAACAAGAGCGGGAGCUUCUGUUCCAGAAGAAAGGAAAGAGGCCGAGAGGACGUCCGCGGAAGAUUCUGCCGCCUGAGCCAGCUGCUAUAAAAGACAGCCGCUCCUCAUCCUCUUCUUCCUCUGUUCUUUCAUCAUCGGCCUCCUCGUCUUCCUCAGAGGAUGAAGAGCACACAAAGAAGGCGAAGCCCGGCCCUCGUGUCCACCCGGCCCCCCAGAAGAGGCCUCAGAUCAUGCUGGCCCAAGCAGAUCCUCCACACAAGAAGAAGCGCGGGAGGAAGCCGCUCCACCCCGACCUGAGGGCUUUAAGACAAGCAAAGGGCAGACCGCUGGCGCCACCGCCGCUGCCGCCGCCUCCAACGGCUCCUCCACGUCACCACCAGGUGGUCAGAGCGCCCAGGGAGGAGCCUCGACCCGGGGUGAAGAAACCUCUGCAGCCGGCCAGCUUCACCUACACCGGGCUGAGCAGGAGCUCCAGAGAAGAGGCCGCCUCCGCCUCGCACACCUCCCCCAGCUCCUUCUCCCAGACAGCCGCCUCCAAACCCGGGUCCCUCAGCUGCAUGUGGACCAGUCGCUCCAUGUCUCCGUCCUCCGGCUCCUCCUCCUACAACAGAAGCAGCCCGUCCCCCCAAAGUAAGAACUCUCUGUCCGAGCUGAAGCGCUCCAUCUCAGAAACGGGCAGCAGCAGAGCAGACGGCUUCAAGGCGUCUGCUCUGAAACAGGGUGGAGGUUCGGGGUCGUUGGGUUUACACAGCAGCUUCACGGGAGGCCAGGCGGUCCAGCGCUCCCCGCUGGGCCAGAGGAGGCAGGAGGGCGUCGGAGGUCAGACCGGGGUGGUCCAGCACAAGCAGCACUCCAGCCUUUCCAAACAGUCGUCCUCGCAGACGCCUCGGGACCGAGCCAACCAGGCGCUCAGCCUGCGAGCGCUCAACCUGCAGAGCGUCAGCAAGCCUCCGGCGGGCAGCAGCCUUCAGGGAAACAGCAUGAGCGGCGGCGGAGCCGCGGCGUCCAGGUCCAGCUUAAGGAGUGGCGGCGGCAUUGUUGUGAAAGGAGGUGUGGCGAGUAUGAAAGAGAUUCGAACCUCAGCCGGCGGGCAGCGCUCUGCUGUGGCAGCGGGCGGCGGCGCCGAGCAGGGGAGGUUACGGCAGGACAGGGGGAAGGAAGCAUUGGCAGAGACUAAGAAGCUGGCGGGAAGCGGCUCCGGCCGAGGGAACGGCGGCGGGAGGCACGAGGACAGGAAGCACGGGCUCAGCUCUCAGAACCGGAGUCUGAACGAGCUCAGCACCGGCGACUCCGACGAGACCAGCAGCAGCGAAUCGGAGCACGGCGCCUCCCUGUAUCCAAACAACAGCAGGCCCAGCCUCGGCAACACAGAGUCUGACACGGAAACGGACUGGCGGCCGGCCCGGAGCCUCCUGGAGCACGUGUUCGUCACCGACGUCACGGCCAACUUCAUCACGGUGACGGUGAAGGAGUCGCCGACCAGCGUGGGAUUCUUCAAUUCACGGAAUCACUGAAGGACGUCAGCGAUGGUGCCUCAGUCUGCAGAGCUGAGCGGACCGGACUGUCUAACCACGCCUCCUACAGCGGCGCUCAGGGUUCCUGCACCGCUCCGAGAUUUCACUCUUUCAGCUCUUCAUAGAAAUGCACAAGUUAGGGAAACUCAUCGCGUCCAAACAGACGAUACAGCUUCUGUGGUUUCAUCAACCCGGCGAUGUUACAUAAAGUAGGAGAAGACAAACACACAGAGGAGUGGGAACCCUGACGUUUAGACGCCGUUUACACCUGACAUUAAAACGCAGUCUGUGUCCGGAGAAGGAAAAGUUCAAGGCCUGUUAGAUUAAACGUCUGGGGUGGAGGUCAUGGUGCUGAAUGGAAUCCAAGCUUCAGGUCAGAUCUGUCAAAUUGUUCCCCCUUCCAUCUCAAAACAGUGGCGGUAAACGUAUGUUGGUUUGUGGUACUGAACCUAAAAUUUAUACCAGACAUAAAGUCCACGUUGCUCAGAAUAAUCCCCAGAUUUGUAGAAAGGAAUAUCUGGCUCUGAGAGAUCUGUCGCCACCUCAAUGUAUGGCCUUUCUUUUUAAAGUGGAAUUUAGUUUGUGGUUGGAGAAAUUUAAAACUGGAAAUCUUUUUUUCCCCUGAAAUACGAUCCAGUUGCUCAGAAAAACCACAGACCUCACUGAGGAUAGCUGGUGGCAUUAAAUUCUAACAUUUUUGAAUGGAGUUUGGUUUGAGGUUGCUCUGCUCUGCUCUGUCUUACAGCCCUUUUUUUAAAUUCAGAUUUCAACUGCAUGUGAUGGUCACCGUGCUCAGUAGUCGCUAUUUAAAAGCAACUAGUACUUUUACUUAUUAGUUACUAGAAUUAUUCCCGUUUUACUAGUAACAACUGAUUAGAUACUAGUACUUCAUUUUUAGUAAUUGCACGUUUUUCCCAUUAAAAUCUACGGGGCUCUGCAGUUCAGAUAUCACCUGUAGUGUUAGUUAUGAAUAACUAACUGAAUAGUUACUAAUAACUAUUUCCAUUUACUAGUAUUAUUUAGAUACUAGUACCUAUUCAGUAUUUACUAGUAACUGUUCCAAAAGAUACUCGUAACUUUUUAAUUCUUACUAGUAAAAUGGAAUAAUUAGUAGUACCUAAAAAUGAAGUACUAGUAUCUAAAUAAUAGAUACUAGUAAAAUGGAAAUAGUUUCUAGUAACUAAUGAACAGGUGAUAUCUGAACUGCCUCGUUGAUUUUAAUGGGAAAAACGUGCAAUUUAGUCACUAGUAACUAAAAAUGAAGUACUAGUAUCUAAUAAAUUUUUAACGGUAACAUAAACAAAAAUAGUUUCUAGUAAGUAGGGCUGAACGAUUUUGGAAAAUAAUCUAAUUGCGGUUUAAAAGGUGAUUGAUUUUUAAGUUCUUUACCUUCUGUAUUAUUCAUAAUGGAGAAGCAGUAAAUCUGUGCAGUCUGACCAACACAAUAUUAGAUAGAUUACACACCCUGUUCUUUCUUGUAGGUCAGGCCGGUGUUAUGAUGAAAUUAGGUGCUGCAUGAAUUAUUAAUAUGAGCAGUGGUGGAGAAGAAAUAUUAAAUUAUAAUAAUAUGAGAAAGAUAAUUUGAGAGUCAAGUCAUGGCAUUAAAUAAUAUGAUAUAACAUCAUCAGGCCGGCCUACAGAGCACAAGAAAAACUAAGUUUGCUCAAUACAAACCCCCACAGUUCAACCACCAAUUAAUGCGUCCUGAUCUCAGGUCAGAUCUCCCAGGAGUCUGUCUUUCUGUGUCCCAGUAAGCAAACAAAAAAUACUCAGUUUGAGGUUGAAUUCAAAAGCUGGCCAACGAAAAUAAAACCAAGUGACGCCUCUUGUGUUUAAUAAAUGAGCUUAGUAAUUCUACUACAAACACCGGAGCUCCCCGCAGCCUGCGAUGCUGGUCAGCAGCUCUGGCUGUAACUCAGGACAGACCACCACGUAACCCGCGGGGGGCGGGCGCUACUUUCAUUCCCUGUGUGACACUAAAGUUUCUGCUUCGUCUGCAGACUGGUUUAAUUCUCGCGUGUCAUGUGACCAGAGCGAUAAUAUCGCAGAUGCAAUUAAUCGUUAAGUAGCUGUUAAAUGGCGACUAGUAAGUUUAAGGAGUAAAUGUUACAUCGGCUCGCCACAGUUACCACAUAACUGCUAGUUGAAAGCCCCAAAAAAUAUAAUAAGAGGACCUUGAGUAAAGUUCCUAAAUGAAAAGUGUUCAGAUUUAGUAGCUGCUAAUAAAAACUUGAUCAAAUCAAGUGACGAAUUAAUUAAUCAUUGCUGCCUGUAGUUCUUGGCUCAGUUUGCGUUUUAUUGGAAGGUGUAAAAACGGGGUUUAAAAGCGACAGAUGGAUGUGCGACUCCACCUCCCCAGUGCCUCAGGUUCUUCCCAGAGACCACCGAGCCCACUGCCACCGUUCAGCAGCUUGUGAUGAUUAGUUUGAGUAGGACGUUUGUGCUUGUCGGACCUGUAUCCAAACUAAAUAUGUGGCUUUAUUCAGGGCAGCAUGUUUAACAAAAUAUUCAAAACAAAACAAAAAAAAAGAAGUGAAGUCCGUCUGUGAUCACUCAGUUUUCAUCCAUCCGGGUUUUUGUAAUCGUCUUUCAGUUCUCUUUGGACCAAAGGUGUUACGAAUGUGAAUAUUCUUGUUUUUAAUUUGUGUUAUUGACAGUAUUCCUUGCACUACAUACAGUAUAAAUGUAAGCUGAUUUCUUGUCAUCUCAAAAGAGACAUUUCCAUUCUCACCUAUAUUUACCAGUUUUAUACCAUUUUAAUACAUUUGCUGUCACAGUGUCUUUUGGAGUUGAAAAUAUCUGUUAAUUUAUAUUUGUAAAUAUUUUUUUUUCAUGUGAUAUCUGAUAUCUAUCUGGUGCUCACAUUGGCUUACUAGCUUCAGAUACUUGUGCCUCUCUGCCAUUUUGAAGGUAUUUGAAAUAAACCAGAAGUACCUAAAGAUUGAAAA